AAGCCCUCACACUAGCCCGCCCCUGCCAACUCGUCUCACUUAGAUGUAGCGUUCUGCCUCGUGCUCCACAAUAACUGCCGCGACGUCUUAUGUCUUAACUAUGCUCCUCUGUCCCUCUAUCGCCGAGUCUCCUUUUCUUCCCAUCAUGGACUGACUCUUCUCUUCCCCGCUUUCUUGUGUUCGCUUUUUGGCCUUCUGGAAGGCCGUCCAUUCCUUUUUAUCUUGACUUAUGAUCAACAGGGCUUGGUAUUCCCUUUAACGUUCUCUACAUCUAUUUUCCACCCUCGUCUUUCUCUUAGCAAGUCUUCUCCGGAUUCUCCCGCUCGCUUUCGUUUCAAGUACCGUAUCGGAUAUUAUCUCCACCACAGUCGUGAGGAAUGGCUAGAGGAACGUUUCUUGGGAGGUCACGUACGAUCCGGCAAGCAGAGGCCGUCUCGUCUACUACUUCGAAGCAUUCAGAUGCGCGACCACGGAAAGAUCUCAAGUGUAUCGAGGAUGGCGCAAACCACGGCCGCCAGGUGCCUCAUGCGCACCGGGAUUUUCAGCGCCCUGAGACAUCAGAGGGACGCCAACAAAAAAGAUUACAAGCCCUGAGUCCUGUCAAUACCCAGGCUCCUCCGCUUCCGUCUUCGCCAAUGCUGUCCCCCACCGGCACGGAUAACGGUGCAAACGGAAGUCUGAUUGGGGUCGCUUUGGGCAGCCCGCGGAUGAUCGAGUCGCAUGUUCCCAUGUCGCAAACGCAGGAGACACCCCCGGCCAAACCUGCAGAAACCCAAACACGACCCGCUUUGCAGCGCAAGCCCAGUAAAUGGAAGAAAAUCGGCGGUCUUUUCAAAGCUAAAGCUGCCAUGACAGCUGCGCCAAACCAGCCUUUCUAUCAGGUCCGGCUUGAGGACGAGUGGCCAAUGCAAGACUCCACCUAUUCUUUCGAACAGCAGCCAAGAGUUCAACCCGAGAAACCUGCUAGUCCAACCUCUGGCACGGAAGCAUGGCCGUCUUUGGAACCGGAAAUUCAGCAUCAGGCGCAUGAGAAAGAGCGGUCCGAGGGAGAUGUCAAUUUCUCGCCAAAGGCUGACAAACAACCCCCUGCAACUGGACCAUUGCUGCAAGUCGAGAUCCCCGAUAUCCAGCUGGAGCGAUACAGUGUCAUGUUUGGAGGCGUUCUUAGUAAGAACAGGCCGCCCUCGUUGAUUCGACGCAGCCAAACUUUGCAGGACGUCAGCGCGCCAGCUCCAGAGGCCAUUCCCCCCAUGCCAGAAUUAGAACCGCCUCGCCGAAGAGCCACAUCCCCCACACGGUCGAAAUCCCCGAGCUUCACCUUGUUCCCAUCAACACAGGUCAGCAAGGCUUCAAAGGUUCUCGGUAGCCAGAACAUUCCCCGCGGUCCCAGUCCAUUACACAAAAGUCAAACAUCGUUGGCAGAAUCGCAUCAAGAAAGUGUGUCGGAGAAAAACAGUUUGGUCCUCAUGGUGCACCAGCCGUCACAUAAACCGCAAAAUUCGAUGUCCUCAUUCCUUUCCUCUACAACUAUUGGUUCGGAGGAUGAACAGCUCCUCGUGCAAAAGCUCGGUCCAGUCCGCUCCUAUAUCGACGCACGAGAGCCAGAGUGGGAGAUCAUCAACAAGAGACCAGCAAACGAAACCCCACAACCCGCGCCCCCGGCCCUCAGAAUCGACACACAAAUGACCUCGUCCGAAACGAACAGCUAUGAAUCAACAUUGUCUCCAGCAAAUAACACGCCUGUCAAUGCUCCCAGAUCAGAAAAUGAGGCCCUUUCACCCGCAAGCAGGAUGCUCUCCCCAACAUCACCCAGGCGCAUGUCCCCCGGGAAGGAAGAGGAAAAAAUGAAUCCAACCGAGCCAACAAACCCCGCCCCCGCCGUUGAAAUUUCUAUCGCACGGUCCGUGUCCGUCUCACGAGGUAGAAGACAGGUUCUUGUACCCAUCAGACCGCGCCAGGACCGCCCUGAUCCUAGCGAGCGCACGGACGACAGGGUGAAAUCCCCCAGGGUCGUGACUGGUAAUCGCAACCGCAUCCCUCCACGAUCGAAAGAGGCGCUCAAUAACAUGAUCUGAGCACUCUUCUUACCUUCUUCCGAAUUUGAUAUGAUCAUGAUCAUAUGUCGUUCUUCUUUAUUUCUUUCACCGACUUCCUUCUUCUCAACGGUCUUCUUUAUAGCGCACAUAGCGUUUUUACCACUUUCACGUUUCUCUUUUUCUAUUCCACGCAUGUGCGUCAGAGUUGCUGGUCUUUUAUAGACGAAUCCUUCCUCUCUGUUUUGUGAUAUGCUUUUCAUCGAGUUGUUACUAGGCGAUGUACGUCUGAGCACGAACUGCACCAUGGCUUUCCUCUUUGUGUCCUGCCACAUGUUUAUUUAUGCUCCUGUUGUAUACUACACU
Aspergillus sclerotioniger CBS 115572 is the source of this 2399-nucleotide messenger RNA. RefSeq lists its product as uncharacterized. The coding region runs from base 378 to 2075 and encodes 565 amino acids. The transcript is spliced from 2 exons. Lineage: Eukaryota; Fungi; Ascomycota; Eurotiomycetes; Eurotiales; Aspergillaceae. The record is from RefSeq and is a predicted model, not a curated record.